Messenger RNA from Microtus oregoni (creeping vole), 1260 nucleotides. RefSeq names its product elongation factor 1-alpha 1-like. Gene Ontology annotation, molecular function: translation elongation factor activity; GTPase activity; GTP binding. The transcript has a single exon. Gene Ontology annotation, biological process: translational elongation; translation. The coding region runs from base 23 to 1069 and encodes 348 amino acids. Lineage: Eukaryota; Metazoa; Chordata; Mammalia; Rodentia; Cricetidae. The record is from RefSeq and is a predicted model, not a curated record.
ACACAGAGACUUCAUCAAAAACAUGAUUACAGGCACAUCACAGGCUGACUGUGCUGUCCUGAUUGUUGCUGCUGGUGUUGGUGAAUUCGAAGCUGGUAUUUCCAAGAAUGGGCAGACCCGUGAGCAUGCACUUCUGGCUUACACCCUGGGUGUGAAACAGAUAAUUGUUGGUGUCAACAAAAUGGAUUCCACCGAGCCACCCUACAGCCAGAAGAGAUACGAGGAAAUUGUUAAGGAAGUCAGCACCUACAUUAAGAAAAUUGGCUACAACCCUGACACAGUAGCAUUUGUGCCAAUUUCUGGUUGGAAUGGUGACAACAUGCUGGAGCCAAGUGCUAAUAUGCCUUGGUUCAAGGGAUGGAAAGUCACUCGCAAAGAUGGUAGUUCCAGUGGAACCACCCUGUUGGAAGCUUUGGAUUGUAUCCUGCCACCAACUCGUCCAACUGACAAGCCUCUGCGACUGCCCCUCCAGGAUGUCUAUAAAAUUGGUGGUAUUGGGACUGUCCCUGUGGGCCGAGUGGAGACCGGUGUUUUAAAACCUGGCAUGGUGGUGACCUUUGCUCCAGUCAAUGUGACAACAGAAAUAAAGUCUGUUGAAACGCACCAUGAAGCUUUGAGUGAAGCUCUUCCUGGGGACAACGUGGGCUUCAACGUGAAGAACGUGUCUGUCAAAGAUGUUAGACGUGGCAACGUUGCUGGUGACAGCAAAAAUGACCCACCAAUGGAAGCUGCUGGCUUCACUGCUCAGGUGAUUAUCCUGAACCACCCAGGCCAAAUUAGUGCUGGCUAUGCUCCUGUACUAGAUUGUCACACAGCUCACAUAGCAUGCAAGUUUGCUGAGCUUAAAGAAAAGAUUGAUCGUCGUUCUGGCAAGAAGCUGGAAGAUGGCCCGAAAUUCUUGAAGUCUGGUGAUGCAGCCAUUGUUGAUAUGGUUCCCGGGAAGCCCAUGUGUGUCGAGAGCUUCUCUGACUAUCCUCCACUGGGUCGUGGGUGUCAUCAAAGCUGUGGACAAGAAGGCUGCUGGAGCUGGCAAGGUCACCAAGUCUGCCCAGAAAGCUCAGAAGGCUAAAUGAAUAUUAUCCCUAACACCUGCCACCCCAGUCUUAAUCAGUGGUGGAAGAACGGUCUCAGAACUGUUUGUCUCAAUUGGCCAUUUAAGUUUAAUAGUAAAAGACUGGUUAAUGAUAACAAUGCAUCGUAAAACCUUCAGAAGGAAAGGAGAAUGUUUUGUGGACCAUUUUUUUGUGUGUGUGGCAGUUU